AUGGACGCUCGCACAGGUGUCUUGACAGACGCGGCCAGCGCUUAUCAGAGUCUGGUGCCUUCAGGUGAGGAUCCAUACAAGGACGACUCAAUCUUGGUGGGAAACUUCGGGAAUACCCUGAUGAACUCCAGUGUGUCCGCGGGUGUGUACAUCAAGCAUGGAUCUCUGAGCAACAUCUUCACAAACCUGGAGGACGUUACCCUGGCAGUGGCCACCUUGCACAGCAACACCAGCCUCCUGCAUUCGACGCUGGAUCUGUCGCAUCCGUUUAGGGAAGUGAUCUACUUGCACUACAGAUCUGUCGAUGGAAGCACUUCCUUCGCGUCCCAAGUCAACGAGACAAAGAGUGCUGUCCGUGGCGACAUCGACGUGCUUCACUUUAAAGCCAAGAAGCCGGAGUACUUGGCGCUCUGCGAGCUUGCUGAGCAUGUGACGACAAGGUAUUUUGUCUACACGGACACCUACCACAUCGUCGCAUCUCCGGUGGACAUCCUUGCCAACUUAGAAGGUCAGCCGGUGCUUCCGUACAUCAGCGCAACCUCCGCGCAUUGCGCCAGAGCCAAUGGCCUUUUCCUAUCCUUACGGGCGACCAUGGUGUUACCAGCCUGGGUGCUUUAA
Messenger RNA from Symbiodinium sp. CCMP2592, 618 nucleotides. Lineage: Eukaryota; Dinophyceae; Suessiales; Symbiodiniaceae. The record is from the annotation of a GenBank genome assembly.